Molecule: messenger RNA, 924 nt
Organism: Suncus etruscus (white-toothed pygmy shrew)
Lineage: Eukaryota; Metazoa; Chordata; Mammalia; Eulipotyphla; Soricidae
Product: olfactory receptor 14J1-like
Exons: 1
Coding region: 1-924 (307 amino acids)
Biological process (GO): G protein-coupled receptor signaling pathway
Cellular component (GO): membrane
Molecular function (GO): G protein-coupled receptor activity; olfactory receptor activity
Source: RefSeq, a predicted model, not a curated record
AUGGCUAAUCUCACCAUGAGUGGGUUUGUUCUCAUGGGGUUUUCUGUCAACUCUGAGCUAGAAAAUAUAUUUGCAUUUUUGUUUUCAGUCCUCUACUUGUUGUCUUUAACUGGCAACAUCCUCAUCAUCACCGUCAUUUCCAUGGAUCAGAGUCUCAACACCCCCAUGUACUUUUUCCUGAAGCAUCUCUCCUUCUUGGAUCUCUGCUAUAUUUCUGUGACUGUACCGAGAUACCUUUAUAACUCUAUUAUGCAGAGUGGAAAUAUUUCCCUCUGGGAAUGCAUAUUACAGUGCUUUGCUUUCACUGUCUGUGGCUGUACUGAGCUAGCCAUGCUCACACUGAUGUCCUAUGACCGCUACGUGGUCAUCUGCCUCCCACUGCGCUAUGACAUCAUCAUGGAUGUCAGAACCUGCAUCCAUGGAGUUGUUGGAGAUUGGAUCAGUGGAAUAAUUGGUGGAGCCAUGCACACAGCAGGUACUUUCUCCAUUCGCUUCUGUGGCCCCCGUAUCAUCCAACAAUUCUUUUGUGAUGUCCCCCAGAUCCUGAAACUCUCCUGCGCCAAUGACUAUCUUGCUGAGGUUGGUGUGACUAUCUUCCUCUCUUUGGCCUCAUUUCUCUGCAUCAUCUUUAUUGGGUUCUCUUAUGUGCACAUAUUUUCCUCUGUGCUGAGGAUGCCAUCUGCAGAGGGCAGAGACAAGGCCUUUUCCACUUGCCUCCCCCACCUUGCUGUUGUUAUAUUGGACAUGUCUACAGGUAUCUUUGAGUAUUUAAAGCCUCAUACUGAUUCUCCGACUGCGUUGGACAUGUUUCUUACUAUUAUGUAUACAGUAGUUCCCCCAACUUUCAAUCCAAUUAUCUAUAGUCUAAGAAAUAAAGCUAUAAAGUCAGCUGUAAGAAAGAUUUUUCAGGGGUCGGAGAGAUAG